GAUCUGUGCCGGGAGCUUCAUGAGAAAGUAGAGAUUGUGGAUGAAGAGAGAUAUGAUUUUGAAGCAAAGUGUAACCAUAACACACGGGAGGAACGUCCAGUAGAAGUGGGUGACUGGCGUAAGAAUGUGGAGGCCAUGUCAGGAAUGGAAGGCAGGAAGAAGAUGUUUGAUGCUGCCAAAUCACCAACAGGACAAUGAGAAGUCAUAUUUCUUUCAUAGAAACAUGAAGAGCCCUUCCAUAGAGCCUACGUGCAUCACUUUUUUU
Molecule: messenger RNA, 265 nt
Organism: Protobothrops mucrosquamatus (brown spotted pit viper)
Lineage: Eukaryota; Metazoa; Chordata; Lepidosauria; Squamata; Viperidae
Product: troponin I, slow skeletal muscle-like
Exons: 3
Cellular component (GO): troponin complex
Source: RefSeq, a predicted model, not a curated record